AUGUCAGCAUACAUGCUUGCUAACUUGUGUGAUGUUGUGGCAAAGGGCACUAGAACAUCUACCGGCUUCAAGAAGUGUCACUAUGUUGCUUGUGCCAAAGCGUUGAAUGAUCAUUUUCAUCUUAGCUUGACUGACACACAGAUCAGCAAUCAUAAUAGGACAUGGAGGAGGAAAUAUCAGAAGAUAGUGAAACUGAAGCAACUGAGUGGGGCAGGAUGGGAUGAAGAGAAGUUUAUUAUUGUUCUUGACCAUGAGCAUUACACAAACCAUAUUCUGGAUCACAAGGAGGAUGAACCUUUCCUUAACAAGCCUAUUGAGCAUUUUGAAGAGAUGGCUACAAUUCAUGGAGGAAGCAUGGCCACGGGGCAAUUUUCUAGAGGCUCAAGUGAGCCUCUAGCAUCAAAUAAUGUGGUUCAUCUUGAUGAAGAAGUAGCUGCCACACCUGACGAAGUUGGCCAAUCACAGAAUGUUGGUGAGUCCUCGGCUCCCAAACAGAAAAAGGCCAAAACUAACCCUUCUACGGAUGCGGGGCUGCAAGCAACUCUCUUGGCUUGUAGUGAAAGACUUGCUAUUGCUAUAGAGAAGACGGCUGACACCAACAACAACUCUACACUUGAGCUUUGGGAGAACAUGAAAAAACUCCCAGGUUUUGGUUUGGAUUUCCUAGCUCAUUACUAUGCCUACUUGGUUGAGAAUCCUCGCACUGCAACAGCAUUUCAAGUGUUGGAGAAUGAGCAAAAGAUGAUAUGGGUUGCUAGGUAUGUGAAAAAUACAUUCCCAGAUAUUGUUCAAAGUGUUGAUCCAACUGAUGGAGGAGCCGACGACUGAAGGCUGUUUGUGUGUGGUACCUGAAUUGUCUUUUUGAUGACAACCAAGCAUUAGGCUACGAGUUGGACAUAUGGCUACUUAGAUGGGUGACUUUUGAUGACAAGCAAACAUUGAACUAUGUGUUGUAUGAACUUGUUGAACUAUGGCAUGUAAUAGUUGCAGCUAGGUAAGUAAUGUUUAGUACGAUAUCGCAUUAUGAAAUUAGACUUUGAAA
Lolium rigidum is the source of this 1042-nucleotide messenger RNA. RefSeq lists its product as uncharacterized. The transcript has 2 exons. The coding region runs from base 1 to 828 and encodes 275 amino acids. The record is from RefSeq and is a predicted model, not a curated record. NCBI's taxonomy places the organism in Eukaryota, Viridiplantae, Streptophyta, Magnoliopsida, Poales, Poaceae.